This is a messenger RNA of Sclerotinia sclerotiorum 1980 UF-70, 1467 nucleotides long. RefSeq lists its product as hypothetical. Gene Ontology annotation, molecular function: structural constituent of nuclear pore. The transcript has 2 exons. Bases 1 to 1467 code for a protein of 488 amino acids. Gene Ontology annotation, biological process: nucleocytoplasmic transport. The record is from RefSeq and is a predicted model, not a curated record. Gene Ontology annotation, cellular component: nuclear pore. Lineage: Eukaryota; Fungi; Ascomycota; Leotiomycetes; Helotiales; Sclerotiniaceae.
AUGUUUGGAAGUACACAGUCUGCGAAGCCUUCAACAGGUCUUUUCGGCGCAACCACAACCACUUCUGCUCCUCAAGCUGGUGGAUUAUUUGGUUCAACAACUUCAGCGGCUCCUGCAACCAGUAGUUUAUUUGGUUCGACUCCUGCAGCUGCGACUUCUGCGCCAGCAAGUGGAGGACUAUUUGGAUCUGCCCCCGCUCAACCUGCGACUAGUGGAUUGUUCGGAAAUACGAAUACUUCUCAACCGGCUUCAACUGGUGGUGGAUUAUUUGGUUCAACGACUACCGCGACAACAGCUCCUGCAGCAGGUGGAUUGUUCGGAUCUGCGGCCACUAGCAAUAACCAGACACAGGGAGCUACAGGUGGCGGAUUGUUUGGUGGUGGACUCGGGGGAACACAAGCAAAUAAUCAAACAGCUGGCGCAAGUACAGGUGGUGGACUUUUUGGUAGUACUGCUACGUCACAACCGGCACAGAAUGGGGGUGGAUUAUUUGGAAAUUUAAAUCAAGCAAAACCUGCAGCAUCUGGAGGUCUCUUUGGAGCAAGUCAACAAACCCAACCGCAAUCACAGCAAACCUCCUCCCUUUUCGGCGCACCAGCUCAAAAUCAACAACAAGGCCAAACAACCAAUAACAUGUUGGGUGGUAGUCGUCUUUUGGGUCAAGCCCAACAACCACAACUUGUUCCAGGUGUCCAAAUUGAUCUUAGUCAAAUGCGCGGAACCACAAGAUUCAAUGAUCUUAAUGAGACGGUACAAAAACAAAUCGAACAUUUUGAUAAAGUGAUUCAAGCGCAAAUCGGUAUGAAAAACGACUGCGAAGCCAUUAUGCCCCAGCAUGGCAAGCUUCUAGAGCACGUUCCCAACGACGUCGAAUUUUGCCGAAGGAAAUUACUCGGCAUGGAGGAAGCCAUGGAACGCGACGCCGCAGAAAUUGAUCAAGUCCGUCAAUUAGUCAAAAAGGAUGCCGACAAUGCAACUCUAAGUUUCCGCGCAAUUGACAAUCUAAAAUUACCCGCACCAUAUCAAACCCCCGGCAUCUGGGCCACAAAAUCUACGAAUAAUCCCAGCAGUGCAGCCAAUGACGCUGAUGCUCAGGAUUUGGUAUCAUAUUUUUCCUCUACGGCUGAUGAAUUAGAUGCUACACUCAAGAAAUACCACAGCAACUUCUCGGAGAUUGAGGCACAUCUAAGGAGUUUAGAACAAAGUACAGCGCAACAAACACAGGCUUUACUUGCGCGAAGAAAUGGAAGAGCUUAUCAGCAGGAAAAUCCGGUCCAGGAGUUAGGAUUGGCACUUGUUGAGUUUGAGCAAAGCAUUUUACAGGUGGCAGGGAAGAUUGGCGCAAGUAGGGAACGCAUUCAAGCGUUACAGCUGGGGAGUUUUACGGGACCUGGGGAUAGAGAUAGGAGGAAUGAAGCGCCAACAGGGUUUGGGGGAAGUGUGAGGGGGAGAGGCGGCGUUUAUUGA